Molecule: messenger RNA, 4086 nt
Organism: Rotaria sordida
Lineage: Eukaryota; Metazoa; Rotifera; Eurotatoria; Philodinida; Philodinidae
Source: the annotation of a GenBank genome assembly
AUGCUAAGUUCAUUGAAAAAGUGGGUGCAAGAUGUGGCGGUCGAUCUAACUCCACCAUCACCAUCAGCACCACCACAACCAUCAACAUCUUCUCCUUCCUUAUUAUCGUCAUCAUUAAAAUCAGGAUCAGCACAUCAUUAUUAUUAUUCUCCAAUACCUUCACAUAAUCAACAACAUUAUAAUGAACGUUCAUCAGCAAUGGGUCUCACACGACCUAUAUCAAUGGAUAGUGUACGUAGUUCAAAAAUGGUUCCUACAUCAAUGCCACCACCACCAGCAUCACCUGUUGAACUUGAUUUAAGUCAUUUAAAUCGUGAAGAACAAGAACAUAUAGCAAAUGUAUUACGACGAGCUCGAGCUGUCGAUGAACAACAAUCAUCAGUAUCGCCAGUUAUUGUUUCUUCAAUACAAUCACCACCAACAUCAAUAGUUUCAGCAUCAUUAUCAUCUUCAGUAUCGUCAUCAGUAUCAUCAUCAUCAACAAAUAGUUUUAAUACUGAAAAACCGGAAAAUUAUGAACAGGACGAUAAAAAUGAUAGUAAUGAUGUCAAUGAAAUAUGUGAAGAUGAAGAAUUGCCAACACCUAUACCGGAAUCAACAUUAACAACUAUUUACCGAUGUCAAGUAUGUAAUAAAAAGCAACAACAGGGAAAUACAACAAUUUGUCUUCAAUGUCAAGAAAAUGAAGAAGUUGCUCGAUUAACGCAAGACAAUACCAAUUCUCUUACACCAACAAGAAAAUCAUCAUCUCCCAUACCAAUGGAAUUCAAUAAACAUGACGAAGAUAAAUUGUAUGAUAAUAUAAUGAAAACUGAUCAGGAACUAAUAAAACGAAACUCUCCUAUUCAUGAGUAUUCAUAUCAUAUAACUCAUCAUAAUACGAAAAAACUAAAUGAUAAUCAAGAUCAAGAAAAACAAGACAAUGAAGAAAAACAACUAUAUCAAACAUCAAUCUUUGAAACUCAACUACCAUUGACAUCAGUUUCAAUGAAAACACGAACAAAUAAUUUAACAGAAAUCGAUGAAGAUGAUUUUUUCUAUCAAGGACCAAGUCCAUAUACAACAGUAAUUGAUAAUAAUCUAAUACCAGAUAAUAUUGAAGAACCAUUAAUACCAUCAUAUAAAAUUGAUGAAUAUAUUGAAGAUGAUGAUGAUAAUAAUAAUGAUAAUAAUAAUAACGAACGUGAUCAUGUCAAAGAAUUAGAACAAACUAUAGCUAAUUUAUCUCGACAUUUUCCAAUAUCAUCACAACAAAUUAAUAAUAUUGAAAUAAAUCCAAUUGUAACAAAAUUACAACAACCAUCAACAUUAUCUGUUGAUAAUAUUGAUAUUGAUUCAAUUCUUGAAAUGGAAAUUGAAUCACCAUCAACAGAUGAACAUUAUAUUCAAUCAUCGUCAUCUAUUCAUCCUACUACAACAUCAUCACAACAUUCUCAUAAUAUACCUAUUUCAAUACCUAUAUUAAUUAAUAAUCGUCGAGGAAGUCUUAGUCGUUCAUCUGGUAUACGAGAAAAUUUAACUGAUUUACUUACAACAACAACAAAAAAAUCAACAAUAGAAUCUUAUCCUUCAAAUAAUCGACUAUUACAACGUACUGCAUCGACGCAUAGCAAGCGUAAGAUACCAAUACAUCGACAAAAACGUAAUUUACCAACUGUGCCUUUAAUAAUGGAUAAUUUACAAUUGCGUCGAACUAAUUCUGAAUCUCGAUUUAGUCUUCCAGCUGUACCAUUACCUAUUCAAAUAUCUAAUAGUAAUAUAGAUGAUGAAAGUGAUUUACUUGAAAUAGAUCUUAAUGAUCCAAUUGGCUCAAUGAAUAAAACGGCACGUUCAAAAACUGAAUCUGAGCUAAUACAUAAUAAUAACAAUAAUAAUGAUAUUAAUUAUUAUCAAAAAUCAUUUAAUACAACAAAUCAAUCACCAUCUGUUGAUAAAUUAUCUUCUCCUAAUAUGCAAAUUAAACAAUUACGUGAUCAAACAACAAAUACAUCACCUAUAUCAAAUCUUAAUUCAACAAUUAAAACGAAAAAGAAACUUAAAAAAAAAGGUUUAUCAUCACCGAAUAAUACUAAUAAUCAUCAUAUAAAUCCAACAUAUAAUAAUGGUCAAACGACUCCAGCUGUAAUAUCACCAAUAUUAACAAAUCCUCCGAAAAUUUUAUUAUCUUCAUCAUUAUCAACUAACAAUACUAAUCGUCCAAAAUUACAAAAGAGUACAAGUACAGAAAUAUCUUAUCCUUUUUCUGUAUCAAAAUUAAUUUUAAGUCGUGAUAGUCUAAAUGUAUCUCAACAAGAUGGUGCCGAUCUCGGCUUUUGUAUAACAGGUGGUCAUUCAAUAUUGAAUUGUAUGGAAGUAACAGCACGUAUUGAACAUAUUGAUAAACGUCAUAGAAAUUAUAAUAUAUUAAAAAAUGCUGUACAAGAAGGUGAUGAAGUUCUUGAAGUUGGUGGAGUAUCAUUACGCGGUAAAAACGCCUUAUUUGUUCAAAAUUUAAUGAAUUCAAUACAAGAUGAAUUUGAAAUUGUUGUUCGAAGUCAACAUGUUAUACCACCUGUUUCACUUUCAAUUGAAAUCCAUAAACCAGAAAAAAUAAAUUCCAAUAUUCAAUCAACUAAUAAUAAUCUUACAGUUUUAUCUAAUACAUCAUUAAUAGUUGAUCCAAAUAUUCAACGAAGACAUUCAAUGGAUACAUCACAAUAUUCUCCAACGCAUUUAACAACCAAUACAGUUGUUAAAUCUCAAUCAACAAUAAUGCCAUUACCAAGAGAUGAUUCAAAGGAUGUAUCUGAACAAUUACUUUCACCUGCAAUGACUCCACAGAAACGUGUAUCUUCAAAAGAACGUCUUUUCUCUGUUGAAUCUCUUCAUCGUACAUCAUCAACUAAAUCAACUGAAUAUUUAAUGAAAGUAGCUACACAACCAUCAUCCGAUAUAGAUCGUCGUCAUAGUGGAACAUAUAAUUUAUCAGAACAAGAACGUAAAUAUUCAAUAAAACGUGAUGAACCAAAACAAACAUCAUUAACUGUGACUACACCAGAACAUAAAAUUUCACAUGAUGAUUCAACAAGUUCACCACAACCAAUACAACGUCGUCGAAUGUAUGAACAUCGUAAUAGUUUGUUACCAAAUGAUCCAGGUUUAAAUGGAGCUGGAAGUAAUCAAAGUAUGGAUCGACGAAAUUCAAAUGAAUCUGAUGAAAGUGAUAAUCUUUCACAAUAUUUUCGUUCAUCACAAAGUCGAAAAAGUAGUUUAAUGGCAACAACUGAUGUAUCGAAUAUUUCAAAUACAGAUAUAUCUCGUGAACAUACAGAAAAUGUAAUACCAAUUAAUGAUGAUAAUACUAAUAUUAAUAGAACAAUAGAUGCAUCACAUCGUUUACGAAGUUUUAUUAAAUCAACUGAUGAACAACAAUUAUCAAGAAAUUCACUUGGUGAUAAUUCAAUAAAUCUUAAUAAAACAGACGAAAAAAAAUUAUCAACUUUAGGUUCAUUUAAAUUUUUAAAGAAAAAAACAAAAUCUGCUGAUUUUUCAAAUCAAUCAAAUGAAAUACGUGAAAAUGAUUAUGUUGGUGACAUUGAAUUACAAAUAGGACAUAAUAGUGAACGUGAACAAUUGGUUAUAAGAAUAAUUCGAGCAAAAAAUUUACUUGCAAAAGAUACAAAUGGUUAUUCAGAUCCAUUUGUUAAAGUUUAUUUAUUACCAGGAAGAGAUCAAGAAAACAAACGUCGAACAAAACAUGUCUCAAAAAGUUUAAAUCCUGUAUGGGAUCAUGCUGUUAUCUAUGGAAAUAUACAUCGAGAAGAAUUACAAUAUAAAACGCUUGAAUUUACUGUCUGGGAUUAUGAUCGAUUUAAAGCAAAUGAUUUUCUUGGACAAGUCACAAUUGAUUUGAAAGAUGCUAAUGUUAUUGAUGAUAAGCCACAUUGGUAUCGUUUACAAGCAUUACGUUCACGUGAAGAAGCUACAAAUCGUGGUUCAUCUCCACGUUUAUUUAAGAUGACAUCAGUCGAUUCAACAGCUUCAUCACCGUCAACAUCCAAUAAAAAUAUUGUAAAUAUGCAACCUCUUGUCAAUCAACGUAAAUAA